Molecule: messenger RNA, 5540 nt
Organism: Anopheles bellator
Lineage: Eukaryota; Metazoa; Arthropoda; Insecta; Diptera; Culicidae
Gene: c11.1
Product: maestro heat-like repeat-containing protein family member 1
Exons: 7
Coding region: 214-5355 (1713 amino acids)
Cellular component (GO): cytoplasm
Source: RefSeq, a predicted model, not a curated record
CAAAGUAACAAAGAUAGCACACAAAAUUACCGCUAUAAGUAAUCCCAUUACAUUGCUACCUUUUCAUAUUAAAGUUUACUUGCUCGCAAUCAAAGGACUGGUGCAAGGUGGUACUGUUUAGUUAUCUCAUAAUCUAAACAUACAAUCUGAAAAGGCAAACACGGUGUAGAUUGCAUCAAUUACCAUAUUUCCGUUGUUUAUUAUAACUCCAAUAUGGAACACCACGAACCACUAACAAACGAAAGUAACAAGACAUGUUUGGCGGUUAUCAAGCAAGACCACAAUCUAAUCGCUAUUAUCAAUAGCCUUUUGGACAGCUUGAAUGACAAAGAGGAAGUACUGCGCAUUACUACAGAAGCCGCUCUAUUAAGAAUUGCUAAGCGACGACACGAUGAAAUCGUAGAAGUGUUCUGUAAUUACAGAAAAACUCAUGCUAAGCUCAGUGAUACACAAACGAUAAUAAUUCUAAGAGUUCUCUCUUACAUCGCAAUGAAUUUCGUCGACAAUAUCCACCAGUCUACUGCUUCGAAAUGUAUCCAGUACAGCAUCACGGAAAUAACAAAAAUCAACGAUCACACUACCAACAUACAGAACCCUUGUCGUGAAAUUCUUGUAGCAGUCGGACGGCAAUAUUGUAAAGAGAUAAUGGAGAUUUUUUUGAAGCACUUGGAACAGAACGUAGUGGCCAAUUUUAUCUUAAUGCAAUCAAUUGGCGCUCUGGCAACGUCAAACAUGGAUACCGUACCGUACAUAAAACCGAUCCUUGGUCUCAUUUUACCAACAUUGGGUUCAAUCAAACAAGAUAUAAUUCGUCAAUCAUAUGCCUAUGCUAUUGGAAAGUUUUGCGAAACAUUUGCGGAAUAUCAGGAACAUCAACGCCAAAACCCCACUGAUGAGAUUCCAAUGAAAACUGGCCCACGUUACGAAAUUCACGAUGAAGUAUCCAUUAUUUACGAACAUCUUCAGGCACACUGGCUUUCUUCUCGUGAACCAAAGCUAACAAAUGAGGUGCUGAACGCAUUUGCAUUUUUAUACCAUCUGUUGCCGGUGGAGAAGAUAAGUGAUAAUUUAAACAAAACACUCCCUGGUGUACUGGCGCUUUACAGGAAAAGCUUGGAUCGCAGCGCUAUAACCCAAUAUCUUGCAGCUAUUAUCAAGACAGUAUUGCAUUUAAAUCCAAAACUUCUGUUCAGUAUGUCAGACAACCUUAUCGGCUGCCUGUUUGAUCUAGUGUGCGUAAAUCCUGAUUAUGAAAAGCCACAAACAGUCAAGGGUCAUUUCGAAGUACUUCGUUGCUUCGAUCUGCUGGCCCCAGAAUAUGGUGAGAAAGUUAUAGAAGUACUACUCAUUCAUCUGCGUAACAACAAUGAACGCGAAAGGAUAAAAUCUCUGUUGCUGAUGACACACCUAUCGAAUACGUCGGAAAAAGUAGUCCACGCGAAGCUACCUGAAAUCACAGUCAUUUUGAAAGGCAUGGUUGUAUCUGAGAAGCAGGUUAAGGUUAAAAUAGUGCUACUUAAAACGAUCAUUGCGUUUAUACAAAAACAAUUUGUACAGGACAAUGAAUUCGUUACCUUUCUUAUUCGAAGCAGCUGCCCUCAGAACAAAACGAAUUUGGACUAUGGAAGUGCCGAAGAGCACAUAGAGUUUCAGCGUGCCUGCAACGACACUAUGCAUAUACUAUCGUCAACAGUUGGUACAGUCGAUCAAAUGCUUAAAAUGGAAAUGCUUCAAUGCUUUUUAUUGUAUGAAUUUACCGGUAUUUGCGGCACCCUAGCAAAGUGUUUAGCGAAUCUUUUCGCCAAGGAUCCCGAGCUUGAAGCGCAAGUUGUAAGAAGACAAAAUCCAUUCGAUGAAAAUCAAGCACCGGAUGAAACAUCUCCACUAAGACCGAUGUCCGUAUUUGUUCGUGCAUUAACGUUACUUGGCAAUUUUAACGAGCUUGGCCGCAAUCAAAAUGUGUUGAGUUUUUUGAAAAGUUAUGCCCGCUGUUUCUACUGUCAAUUGGUACCAUUGUGGAAUGAUAAAAUUACGGCCAUACAGUCUGAACUGCAUGCAGGAUGUAGCGGAAAACGAUUCCUCGAAAUGCUGGUUGAUUUUGUCCAAGCAACAAUCAAAGACAUUGAUAACCAUAGCUUUGUAGAGAGUAUGGUUGCUGAAAUGUUCUUUCAACUACCGCUGUAUCAAUCCAUAUGCUCUACACAGACUGCAGAAUUUCGAGUACCCUGCCUUGAUCAAGAAAAGAGAACGCUUGUGAAAAUGUUUGGUGUUUGCCUGUGCCACACAACGGACGAGCAUAUGAUAUGCAACAAAAUUGAUUUAAUAUUUGAAUUGGCAAAGGCUGAAAAAAUGGACAAGAACGCACCAAAUGAGGAAUACGAGCAACCAAUGCAAGAUUACGCUGACUCGCUGGGGUACGUGGCAGUAACGCAUCUAGACAAAGUUAUGGCUAAAUUAGGAAGCACUGUGAUUGACGAUAAUUCUGUGAAAAAAUCGAAUAGUUUUUUCUCACACCUAAGUUUCAUUAAAGACAGCGCUAAAGAACUGGAGAUAUACAAAAUGAAAAUACUGGCUUUGCAGGCGUUAAACGUGAUUGUGUACAGGGCCCCUAAGGAGCAACUCUUACAUCAUUUUACAGAAACCGUUAUCAACUACUUAAUAGCGCAGUUUGAGAGCAAAGAAUUGUUUAUCAAACAAUUGAUACUGGAUACACUGUUGGCAUCAAUCGAUAUUUUCAUGACUUCUGACUGGGAAGAACGUAUGACUGGUUCAAAGAUAAGGAGUGAUUUGCAUAAAAUGUGUUUAACUAUCACUAGUGACACUACGAAUGAGUACUUACCGGUGUUUCCGUCAAUAAUCAAACUCUCCACUGUGCUUGUUAAGCUGCAUGCUAAAGAUCAGGUGCUUAGCGUUAACGGACUGCUUGAUUCGAUAUGUUUCUACUUUUUCUCUAAUGCUCACAACUUAAAAUUGCGCUCAAAUAGCAUUGACAAUGAUACGCAGAACAAUUUUUUGGCAACGUUCCUGAACCUUGCCUUGCCAGAGGUGAAUCGAUUUAUUCAGCAAGUGCUUGAACAGCAGGACGCUUCUCCGGCUAGUUUGGAUGAUGUGCAUUCGAUCCUGGAAGGAUGGCUAAAGGACAAGAAUUCCGAGGCACGUAUAUGCGCUUGCCAUGUUUAUAAUAGUACUCUUGCCGUAUAUAUGAAAUCUACGAAGAUCGGUUGCGAGGGACCUUCGAAAUUUAAUCAAACUGGCAGCAUGUUGGGCAAAAUCAUACCACGCUGUAUUGAUUCUAAUGCUACAGUACGACAAACUGCUGUUGAGGUGCUGACGAAGAUACUGGAAAUAGCUUACAUAUACGAAACGGUCACUGUAGCAGAUGAUCGCGUCGAAUGGCUACAGGAAUUGAAAAAAAUCCAUGAUGAGAUAGUGACGGAUGACCCCAAAGAAAUCUAUCGUAUAGCAGGAGAGUUGGCACGCAUCGUCGCUCAGCGCUUAUCUAGCUAUCAGUACGUCAAGUUCUGCAAAUGUCUUUUGGGAAGUAUAAAUGAUCCAGAGCAAAGCUCCGUAAUUGGAGCGUCCCAUGUUCUCAAACUGUUUAUGCACGUGAAGGGUGCAGAAAUGUACCACGCAAUACCCGAGUUGGUCAAGGAUUGCCUAUACGCUGUUAAACUGUGCGAAAUAUCCCGAGCAAGGGCCGCCAUAGUAAAAUCUAUCCUGGCACUGACGAAGCAUCAUCCGAAACUAGUGUGCAAUGAAAUUCUUUCGCAAAGUUUGCCACUCGAAGAACAUGUUAUUGAAUAUUGGAAAACACUAGCAAUGGAUCCUGGAUUGGCAGGCAUUAUAUUAGACAAUUUUAUUACUACUGUGACAUCGUCGUGUCUUCACGAACAAACUGUGCCAGAUGGACGUGAAAAUGAAAAGUGCUCAGUGACACUUCAGCCGUUUGCAAUUGUGUGUGUGCUGGGCGAAAUAUUUAAGAGCGAAGAGCUCAAAAGCGAAUUGCAAGCCCGUUUUUCGGAAAUAUUUUGUAUGCUGCUGACCACCCUGGCCUCAUACAUUUCCUUGCAGCCACCAUUCACUGUUGUUGUAUCGCAGCAGAAUAAUGCAUCGAUAGUAAAAGGAAAUCGUCGAAUGAAAAGCAACCAGCAGGAAGUGGCGUUAAAUCCUUGCCAAAUUGUUUUGGAUGCAUUUCACACAUUUCUGGAAAAUUUCGGCAUGCAUCAGAUUUCAGUUGUGUUAACUGUUUGUCCCGACUUGGCCAAAAGCACCAAUUUGAAUAGUUUCAUUGAAAUAUUAGCACCGCUCGGUGUGGCUACGGCAAGCGAGGUGGGCAUCAACUCACCGCUAAUGAAACAACUAGUGACCACCAUAAGCAAGUACGUUUGCAGUCCGUACGAUACGCAGCGAAUAGCCUCAACUGGAUUUUAUGCUCAUCUCGUUCCUUUGCAACCAUGUGGUGAAACAGCGUCAGUGAUAAUGCUCAACCUAAACUCGUCGCUAAAUGAUCCGAAUCCGCUGGUGCGGGGGUUGAGUAUUCGUGGCAUGGCUUAUUUAUGCAAUCUUCUAAAGCACGAUGUUGCAAAAUACUCUGAAAUGUGCCUAACCUCGAUGCUUAAAGGAAUCGAUGAUUACAAUCAAAAUUGUUUUAUAAAUAUUCCGCUCGAUAGCAUGCGCGGUUUGUCUAAGGUGUUGCAGGUGAUUGACCCAGAAAUGUUCGAAGUUUUUCAAGUGUCACUUGCAAUACGCAUACGCCCUUUCUUCGAAAAUAACUCAACAGAACUACGUGAAUCCGCGAUAGUGCUCUUCGGAGAUUUGUGCGGUUUAAAGAUAAAACAACUAGAGACAAACACCGAUUGUACGACAGUGUCUAAAACUACACUUAUAUCAGAAUCCUUGAUGGAACAGUUGAGAGCAAACUUUUGCUGCUUGCUGUUGCAUCUAUGCGAGCAAGAGAGCAUGAUCGCACGGGCGUCCAAGUUUACAAUGAAGAAUGUAUGCGUCUUGCUAGGCACUACCAAAAUGAACACUCUAGCCCAGAACCAUCUCAUUGAGCACGGCCAACUACAAUAUAGCAACUUUUUGAAGGAUUUUGUAAAAUUGAUCGGUGAAGAGAUGUCCCAAUGGAUAAACGAUUUUAUGGAUGCCUGCCUGCCUUUGCUUCGAAGUCAGUGGCCAGAAAUACGGGGUAACGCCGCCCUUCUGAUAGGACUACUGCAUUGUCAGAAUUCCAACCCUAGAAGUAAGCACAUGGAAUCAAUUGGCGUAAAAAUAGCGGCGUUGCUUAAAGAUGAAUCUACAGACGUCAAAGUGAAUGCUGCUGAAGCUCUUGGUUACAUCUAUGGGGAGAAUUGAAUAUUUGCGUCAAAGCGACAUUGUAAAAAACCUUCGUGAGGAAAACGGUGAGGAACUAAAUGAAUCUUCUUCGGUAAGCACAUUUGCAUAAUUAACUUUAUGGGUAUGUUAGUACGUUAAUAAAGUUGGUGAUCUGUAUUGGUAAUCGGAAUAAAUAUAAUUAUUAUCUUGCAACUUGCAGUUGA